This is a messenger RNA of Carassius gibelio (silver crucian carp), 6130 nucleotides long. RefSeq names its product insulin-like growth factor 2 mRNA binding protein 2a (gene igf2bp2a). Gene Ontology annotation, cellular component: cytoplasm; cytosol; nucleus. Lineage: Eukaryota; Metazoa; Chordata; Actinopteri; Cypriniformes; Cyprinidae. Gene Ontology annotation, molecular function: mRNA 3'-UTR binding. Gene Ontology annotation, biological process: nervous system development; regulation of gene expression. The record is from RefSeq and is a predicted model, not a curated record. Bases 220 to 2043 code for a protein of 607 amino acids. The transcript is spliced from 16 exons.
UUUUUUUCAAUCCCAGUAAAAGAGUUUGAGCAGGAACAGAGUUGUGUACAUGUAGCAGGGGGUCCGCUGCAUCUGGGGGUGACUGCUGAUUUUCAGCACGUUUAUUUUUUAUUUAUUUUUUUUCUAUUUUAUUUUCUCAUUAUUUUCCUUACUUCGAGCAAUCCAUUGCACGCGCGCGCGCGCCGAUAUAUUUGGACGUACAGAUUUUUAGUAUAGACCAUGAACAAACUCUAUGUGGGGAAUCUGAGUCCUUUGGUGACCGUGGAGGACCUGAAGCAGCUCUUCGGCGAGAGGAAGCUUCCCGUGACCGACCAGGUCUUGCUCAAAUCCGGCUAUGCCUUCGUGGACUUCCCCGACCAGAACUGGGCGAUUAAAGCCAUCGAAACUCUGUCCGGGAAAGUUGAAUUACAUGGGAAAGUGAUCGAGGUCGACUACUCUGUUCCUAAAAAACUAAGGAGUCGGAAGAUUCAGAUCCGGAACAUUCCUCCUGAUCUCCAGUGGGAGGUUUUUGACAGCCUAUUAGCACAGUAUGGUACUGUAGAAAAUGUGGAACAAGUUAAUACUGAUACAGAAACAGCAGUGGUGAAUGUGACAUAUUCAACAAAAGAAGAGGCUAAAAUAGCUGUUGAGAAGUUAACAGGACAGACCUUUGAGGAUUACUCCUUUAAAGUGUCUUAUAUUUUGGAUAUGGAUGCUGCUCCGCCUCUGCCUGCGACCCGGAAUCGUCGGGGUGGGAGGACAUCACGGGAACAGGACUCCCAGCCCGGGACCUCUGCAGGCUCCCUGGGGCCCCGACAGAAGCAGCCAGACUUCCCCCUGCGCAUGCUGGUGCCCACGCAGUUUGUGGGAGCCAUCAUUGGCAAGGAGGGGCUCACAAUCAAAAACAUCACCAAACAGACACAGUCUAAGGUGGACAUCCAUCGUAAGGAGAACGCGGGAGCGGCAGAGAAGCCGAUCUCCAUCCACUCCACUCCUGAGGGCUGCUCGGCCGCGUGCCGCAUGAUCAUGGACAUCAUGCAGAAAGAGGCUGAUGACACGAAGGUAACUGAGGAUAUUCCUCUGAAGAUCCUGGCCCACAACAGUCUGGUCGGAAGACUGAUCGGGAAGGAGGGCAGGAACCUGAAGAAGAUUGAAGAGGAUACAGAGACCAAGAUUACCAUCUCCUCUUUACAGGACUUAACUAUUUAUAACCCAGAGAGAACCAUUAUAGUGAAGGGGAGCAUCGAGGCCUGUUGUAGGGCUGAAGUGGAGAUCAUGAGAAAGCUGAGGGAAGCCUAUGAGAAUGACUUUGCUGCUAUUAACCAACAAACCAACCUUAUCCCUGGGUUAAGCCUGAGCGCACUGGGCAUCUUUUCAACCGGUUUGUCAGUAUUGCCAACAGCUGCUGGGCCCAGAGGCGUCCCACCUGUACCCCCAACUGGCUACAACCCUUUUCUUGGUCCCUCAUCACAGCUGGGUGGGAUGUACGGUGUCCCACCUGCUAGUGCCAUCUCUCACCAGCACACACAGGCUCCUGAACAGGAGGUGGUCUACCUCUUUAUUCCAACUCAGGCUGUCGGUGCUAUUAUUGGCAAGAAGGGCCAACAUAUUAAACAACUGGCACGAUUCGCAGGAGCCUCUAUUAAGAUCGCACCUGCAGAGAGUCCUGAUGUCACGCAGAGGAUGGUCAUCAUCACUGGCCCACCAGAAGCUCAGUUUAAGGCCCAGGGCAGGAUAUUUGGGAAACUGAAAGAAGAGAAUUUCUUUUCUGUGAAAGAAGAAGUGAAGCUGGAGACACAUAUAAAAGUGCCCUCUUCAGCAGCUGGGAGGGUCAUCGGGAAAGGUGGCAAAACGGUUAACGAGCUGCAGAACCUAACCAGUGCAGAGGUCAUAGUGCCACGGGACCAAACCCCAGACGAGAACGACGAGGUCUUUGUCAAAAUUAGUGGGCAUUUUUUUGCCAGCCAGACUGCACAGAGGAAAAUCAGGGAGAUCAUCCAGCAGGUGAAACAACAGGAGCAGAAGCACCAGCAAGGCGCCCCCGUGACACAACGCUCCAAGUGACCAUCAGUGCAGCCCCAGCGUGUACCUGCCAAUGAAUGUAGCCCUCCCAACUGGAAUCAGACCAGACCAGACUGGACGAAGGGGACCGGCCGGGCAGACCAGCAGCCGUGGGAUCAAAACCAAAGAACUUCUUUCUGGGGGAGAUGAAGGAGCCACGGGCAGAAGGCUCUGAGUGCACUGCCAGCUUGGGGAGGGAGGGAGGGGGGAAGGAAGCGCAAGAAGACAAGUGUUCCUUUUAUCAUUCAAACACACCCUGAGCUUGAGAAGAAUAGGUAUGGGGCGUCUGUUAUCAGGACGGGAAACAUCACAGUCACCCCACGUAAAACAAUUUCUUUAUAAACUUCAAAAUUUAGGCUUAAUCUAGGGUUAACACAGAUAUGAAGCUCCAUUAACAUGUGUACACUGAUACAUUUAAACUGAGUUGUGUUGCUGUUUUCUCGGGUAGGUAAAGUGUGGGUGUGCACUAGCAGUUGGCAACCGAUUUAUUAUUAUUCUUUUUUGUUAUUUUUUGAUGCUCAGAUUGCGAUUUCAAAGAUUCUCAGCCAUAUUCUAACCAGUACACUAGAACAAAUUUACUGUUAUAUCUCAAGCAGAAGCACGAUUCUUCUCGUUUUGCACAAGCCAUCGGGCGUGUAGUGCACAUAUGCGAUCGCCUACGCAUAUAACAUUGUUUUUCAGAUUUCUUGAUGAUGGAAAAAGAAUGGGAAAUGUAAAUGACAGAACGUAUAUUCAUAUCUUAGCCUGUUUGCAUUUUCGGGGAAACACCAUCCAGCUCAACGGAUCCUUGUUACUUAGCCUCUGCGUGCCAACGGAUGCCUAUCUUUCAUUUUUUAAGCUUUUAUCAUUGGUAGUUUUGUUCUUAUUUCUGUCCAGCUCUUACACUCCCUUUUUAGUUUUUCUGUAUUUAGUCAUUUCAUUGCCACCGCAUUCUUGUGGCGGCAGUUAUUACGAGACGGAGUAGGUAUGUGGUAGAUGUGGCUUAGGAGUCAACACCCCUUAUUUGCUUUUGGGGGUAUGAAAAGAAUAUAAAGCAAGCACCAGCGUCUGAAAGACAGCGCACCUUUACUGGCUCGGGCAGAAUGAAAUCCAAUGUGCACCAAGAAUCUGCCUUAAUCUAUGCUGAAAGGAGACGAAAAGAUGGGGUACUCAAAAUGUGAUUGAAGGGUCAGGUUGAUGUGGGACGAGGAGGCAUCUUAUGACCGGUGGUACACACAUGGCUGUGCUUGGCUUUAAAUCUCUUAGUCAGGGAGCUUUCUAAACGGCAUGACAGCUGUGAAUGUACAAUAAGCAGCCUUUUAGAAAGAGCACCACCCUGUCAUGUUCAGUAAGCUGGUCCGUCGGCAAGAUUGUUAUUGUUUUGUUUUUUUAACCAAUACUCGGGCUGUUUUGGGAAACUGAUUGACCGUUUCAACAGGACGAGCAGACAUGGGUAUCCCUUUAUUCUUUUUUUCUUAUUUUUGACCAUGGAAGCUCGUGGCCUUAAACGUCACCGGUCUAUGUCAUCACAGACAGCUCCCUCGCCCAAUGAGAGCUAAGCCUCAUCUUCCAGACGCAAGGCUUAUGCCAAUACGCACAGCUUCCAUUUGUGUGUAUGCGUGUGUGUAUAUAGAUAUAUAUAUAAUGAGAGAGAAAUAUUUAUGAAUCUAUUUUUUUUUUCCUAUUUUGUGAUGAGAGCUAUUAAUAAGAAACAAACAGAAAAAAAACAAGUCUUUUUUUGGUGGAACACUGCCAUGUUAUCCUGAAGGGAAGUGUUUGUUUUCUUGGAAGUAGACUAUGAAUAUUGGUAGUAUACUAACAGUAAGAACAGUAAUGAAUCACCGCAACACUUUGAUCAGAAUGUGAUUGGUGCGCAUGUCAGUAUUGUGAUCUACCUCAGGCGUCAGGGUACCUCAGUCCAAUCUUUUAAGUUCCCUUUUUUCCCUCCCCGCAUUUUGUAUGCCUUGUAAACUGAAAGUUUUGAAUGUUUUAUUGGUUGCACUUUAUUUUACAGUACGUGUACUAACAUGUACUUAUAGUGUACUUAUAGUGUAUUUAAGAAAGUAUCUAAGAAAGUUCUGGUAAUACAAGGUAACUACAUGGGGUAGGGUUAGGUUUAGGGGUAGGUUCAGGGUUAGUACCUAGUUAUUACAUAGUUAUUGUAAUUACUAUAAUAAGUACAUAGUAUGUACAUGAGGAACAGGACUGUAAAAUAAAGUGCUACCGUUUUAUUUUUAAUAAUAAUAAAACAGAUCAAGAUAAAAAUCUAGUAUGAAGUCUAAAGGUCCAUCUGACAGAAGAAUGGAUCUUAAAGCUUUCAAAACUGUAUGGGAAUUUAGUUUGAGGGGUACUUACCUGCCCGAAAGGGGUUCUGAAUGUGGAUACUGUGUGCUGAUGUCCAGAUCAGUGACAAAAGACUUGAAAAAGACUUUUUUAAAAAGGUUAAAAAGACUAUGAAUAUCAAGCAAGAAUGGCUUAAUUUGAAACAUUCUUCAGGAGCAACUGCGCUGUCUGAGGCGUAAGCCAGCUUUCUCUUUACAUUUUAUAAAAAUGCAUCCAAAUUCAGGAAUUACAGUCAGACCAAAUUUUUUAAUUAAGAGGUUUUUUUUUUAUCGAGGCCUUACACAAAACAAAAACAGGUUGAUAUAAAAUAAAAUAAAAAUUGAGAAAAAAAUAAUAAAAAUAAAAGAGCUCUUUUUUUCUUGAUGUGAUUCACAGAGUAAUUGUUUGGUAAAUCAUAAUUACACAAAAAUCACAAAUGCAGGUAUUAUGUCACCUCAGAUCUGCAGUGGAUCUGUUGCCUGUUGCAGUCCUUGCGUGUUACAGCUGAAACAGCAAGGCCUAUGUCAAAUCAAGACGGUAGACAGUAGAAAGUCACUAUGCUAGGUCCUAGUGUGUGUACUUGGGAUGGCUGGUUUGCUUUCAUACAGUAGCUGAACUGCAAGCUUUUCUAACCUUUGACCGUUUUUGAUAGUGGCGUGUUACUGUAGACCUGUGUAAAUCAUUUUUUACUUUCUGAAGCAACUCACCCACACUUAUCUGCAAAGAGUAGCGAAGACAUCAGGCUAGGCUAGGUUGUUGAUUUCUUGCAAUUUUUCACUCAAGAAGCUGAAUACGAUUCUUAAGGUUCUUGACUCUGUGAAGGCUUGUAGCUAGACGAGGCCGUUAUUUCCCCUGAAUGAUAGACUUUCUGCUUAAUCUCAGGUGUUUGCUCAUUGAUGGAGUUCAGGUUUGUGUAGCAGUAUGAUAACUCGGAUCACUUUGAACUGUUAUUGUAACUGUAACACACGCCACGCUGUCACUAGACACCUAUCUAAUGUUCUACAGUGGUUCUUAACUUUUCUUUAGAGUUUGUAUUUCGAGGCUUCGUCAGGUGUGCGUCAGUAUUUAACUUUACGGAAGCAUUAGUCGAUACGUGCAUUCACUAACACCACACUGUUAUAUUGUCUCUGUAGUCUGAUAAUUAAGCUGUCUCGCUAUCCAUUAUGAUAUCCUGUAACAUAACGCUAGGAAGAAUUGAGGUCGUUGCAUUAACUUUAGGCCAAAAGUCAUAGCUAAUAUAAGUUGAGCGAAUCAGGUCAGUUUAGGAUAGCUGUUGUUUGUUGUGUUGGCAUGAAAUCUCACCGUGGUCUUCUUUGGGCCUUAAAGCUUUUAGGGUGAAUGGAGACAUAAGGUAGGUGCUGUUCAAUGUUUAUUUUUUGAUAUUAGAAUAGGCCACAGGCACAGCUAUAGUUGCUCACAGUAUGGCGGCACAGUUGUAGUCGUGUUUAACUUGGGACGAGAGCAGGAAAUCAGAGCGAUGCAUGAGAAUUCAAUGCAAAUCAUAGGCUGUGAAAACUUCUUUGCGCCUUUACCACGGCAGAUCCAUUCCUACGCAGCUCUCUAGCUUCUCACGGCAGUUCAUUUUGAGCAGUGUGAAACAGAGACUGGGCUCGCUGCACUGCCUGCCGUGUCCCUUCAGCUGGAUUGUGGGUAGUUAGGUGGGUUUGGGGGACUGAGAGCUGAACUUUUUUUUUUUUUUUUUUUGGCUAACAACCAUGUUGUUUUGAAAUGUAGGUGAACUGUACUGCUGAUCAACAUGGAUUUGAGCAAUAAAAAAUUCUUUAUAAAA